Drosophila obscura is the source of this 2198-nucleotide messenger RNA. RefSeq names its product tubulin--tyrosine ligase-like protein 12 (gene TTLL12). Lineage: Eukaryota; Metazoa; Arthropoda; Insecta; Diptera; Drosophilidae. The transcript has a single exon. Gene Ontology annotation, biological process: protein modification process. The record is from RefSeq and is a predicted model, not a curated record. The coding region runs from base 267 to 2147 and encodes 626 amino acids.
ACCAGUGCUGGUAACCGUGAACAUGCUCGCCUGUAGCCGAAUAACAACAAAUUUUGAUAACAUAACUGCCUUUUGUCGAUCGAAUCCGAUCGAUUUAAAAAACUGGUUAUCACAAAACCGCGUAGACCAAACUUAGCCAUAUGGAUCAACAACUGGAAGGAUAACCUUUUUCCAGAAGAGUUGUGAGGAAGAAGCAGAAACCCUUAUACUACGGUCACUCUAAACGGGACUCUGAUUCACAUUCAUAUCUAAUCGCACGCGGCGGCAUGGAUGGCAUUAAUAAAUACAAUGAAUUUGUGGCUCUCCACAAGUCCCAAUUGGACUCUUUGUCUGUGCCAGUGCACCUUUGGCCAGCGCUCUAUCGGAAGUUGACCACAGAAACCUUUGAUGCCGGCGAGGCUCUGCAACUGAUGUUGAUUGACUACGAUGAGGAUGUGGACGAAGAGCCGGCCGACGAUGACGAGAGCACCAACCCAGUAUUCGCCUUGGGAGUGGCCCGUGAACAGGGAAUUAAAGCCAGCGAUCCCCUUGCCGUCUACUUGAUAGACCAUUGUUGGACCUUUCGGCUGAACAACGCCCGCCAGACACUGGAGCAGAACCCCCCACUGGCAGAUCGAUUGUCUGCCAUGACCGGCGUGGACCUGGAGCACGAGCAACGCGUUGACAAGAUACUAAAACGUCUGUGGAGGUACUGUCAUGCUUAUUCCAUUCUCCAGGGGGAUAACUCCGAUGAGGAACGCAUACCCAUUUGGUAUGUGAUGGACGAAAUAGGAUCGGCCGUGAACCACUCAGAUGAUCCGAAUUUCCGCAUUGUGCCAUUGCUCUACCUAGAUACCCACACCACGUAUAGUAUUAUGUUUCCAAUCAAAGAUUGCGAGCAAAAUGAUCUAUUGACGCGCGAUGUGAUCGAGUAUGUGGCCAAGGAUGCGCCACAAAGAGCUGCCCUGCUGUUGCCCUGGCGCGACGACAAUCUAACUGGCGAGAGCUUCUUGCAGGUGGAGCCCAGUGCUGACUACUUUACCAGCGGACACAUACCAGAAACGUAUCCGAAGAGAAACACCAAUCCCUUGCCAGCACCGAAUCGUUGCGACUCGUUAAAGGUUUAUGCCGAAUACGAAGUGGUCCGGCAGCAUUUGACAGAUGAAAAGUUCGUCUUGGUCAACGAUGAAGACGAAGCCGAUGUGUUGUGGCUGACCCGUCACUUCAAAGCAUUUGAGGAAUUCUCCGAGCAGACGCCCAGCAAGUUUGUCAAUCAGUUUCCCUUUGAAUACGUGAUUACCAUCAAAGAUUUGCUCAGCAUUGUGGGUCGUCGGGCAGCCAAAGAGCAUCACGAUGGAGUCAGCCUGGAGACAUAUCCCGCCUGGCUGCCCACCACCUACAAUCUGUCGACAGAGCUGACUGAAUUUGUCGCUUAUUACCAGUCGAGGGCAGUCAAAGGUCUGGACAACCAUUGGAUCAUCAAGCCCUGGAACCUGGCUCGCGGUCUGGACACUUACAUAACCGACAAUAUAAAGCAAAUUGUGCGUCUGCCCACCACUGGCCCCAAGAUUGCCCAGAAGUACAUCGAGAGACCCGUUCUGUUUCGUCGCACAGAGCUGGAUUGUCGGGUGAAGUUCGAUAUUCGGUAUGUGAUACUGCUGAAGAGCGUUCAGCCGCUGGAGGCCUAUGUUCAUCGGAAGUUCUUCUUGCGCUUUGCCAAUCAUCCCUUCUCGCUGGACCACUUCGACGACUACGAGAAGCACUACACGGUGAUGAACUACCAAGACGAGGCGGAAUUGCAUCAUGUCAAAUGCGAUGACUUCCUGGCUCUCUGGCAGGAGCAGUAUCCCGGCAAUGAUUGGACGGCCAUCGAGCAGCAAAUCUGUGAUAUGCUGCUGGAGGUUUUGCAGUGUGCUUGCCAGGAGCCACCACCCUGCGGACUGGCUCCCUGCCGCCAGUCCCGGGCACUCUAUGCCGCCGACAUCAUGCUGCGAUGGUUGGACGAGGAGAAGAAAGUCAUGCAGCCGCAGCUGUUGGAAAUCAAUUGGACACCCGACUGCAAGCGAGCCUGCGACUACUAUCCAAACUUCUUCAAUGACAUUUUCAAGUUGCUUUUCCUGGACGAGAACAAUGACGAGAUCUUUAGACUGUUGACGCCACUCAACUAAUAUAUCGCUUAUACGUGUAUUUCAUUUCAUUUAAACUAUACAAAAACUUAA